CACUUUUUGAUCAUUCUUGACCAAUCUGACCGGUCAUUUCAGGUGGGACUCCAUUAUAAGGCUACAAGUCCUGGACUCCAGUAUUAACCUUUCUCCUGUUCCACUCAUCAUCGAAAAGUGUCUCUAGGCUCUAGCGUACAAUGGAUACGCGUCCAAGGGUAAUCUACCUUCCAGACACCAUGACCAACUGGCCCUGGCCUCGUGCGAUGAAUCCUCAUUUCGAAGUUGUGAAAGCUGAAGUCGAUGCUUCGUUCCGUGAAUUUAAGGCUCUGAGUGCUGAAUCACAGGAAGCAUUCGACAAAUGUGAUUCUGCCCGUUUAGCGGCACUGAGUUAUCCCAAUGUAUCAAGAGAACACCUUCGAAUCGCCUGCGAGUUUAUCAACGUCCUCAUCAUUGUAGAUGAGUACACCGACGUUGAAAAUGCAGCAGUUGCUGAAGCAAUGGUGGAUAUCGUCAUCGAUGCCCUACACAAUCCUCAUAAAACACGACCAGAAGGCGAAUGUAUUCUUGGUGAAAUCGUACGACAAUUUUGGGCUCGUGCGAUUCAGACUACAACCCUGCCUUUUCAACGUCACUUCAUUUAUAGCUAUACCGCAUACCUUCGUGCAGUAGUUGUUGAGGCUCUCGACCGCGACGAGGCUCAUUGCCGUAGUAUUGGUGAUUAUAUCAAGCUCCGGCGGGAUACAUGCGCUACUAAACCUGUCAUCGCAAUAUAUGAAAUGGGAAUGGAUCUUCCCGAUGAAGUAUUUUAUCAUCCCAUCAUUGUCAAACUGGUUGAAUGCAUUGCAGAGUUGAUGUUGAUUGACAAUGACAUGAUCUCGUACAAUAGAGAGCAAGCAACUGGGGACGCGAACCAUAAUUUGAUCACUAUUGUCAUGGUGGAACUCGGCCUCGACAGAAGCGGUGCGAUGGCCUGGGCAGCACGCUAUCACGCUGAAGUUGAGAAAAGGUUCACUGACAGUCUUGCGAAAGUGCCUUCAUGGGGACCUUUGACCGAUGUUCUAGUCAAGGAGUAUCUUGAUGGGAUGGCAACAUGGGCUCGAGCAAACCAUUGUUGGAGUUACGAAACUCAAAGAUACCUGGGUACAAUGGGCCCGGAGAUAAAACGAACUGGUCUUGUCCCAUUAUUGCCCAAGGUCAACCGCAAAGCUGCAUCCGCGGCAGCAAGGGUCAAUGUUGCUGAUUUAUCCUUGAUGGAUGCCACAGAAGACCUGUCCGACCUAUCUUCGCCCCAGGUGACAAGUGUGAUGUAAUUCAGAAGAACGGGCAUAGAUGGCAGAUAGUAUUGCAGUGAAUAUGAAACUCAUCCUUAGGUGUGGGGCCCCUUUCAGGGUUCGCAGCUCGUUUUCCAUGCACGUACCUCACGUUUCGUCCACUGGUUCAUCGGGUUUAUAGCGGUGAUGAAGGUAG
Suillus subaureus is the source of this 1410-nucleotide messenger RNA. RefSeq names its product terpenoid synthase. The transcript is spliced from 7 exons. NCBI's taxonomy places the organism in Eukaryota, Fungi, Basidiomycota, Agaricomycetes, Boletales, Suillaceae. The record is from RefSeq and is a predicted model, not a curated record. Bases 141 to 1253 code for a protein of 370 amino acids.